This is a messenger RNA of Salvia splendens (bonfire salvia), 716 nucleotides long. Its product is annotated as acyl carrier protein. Gene Ontology annotation, biological process: fatty acid biosynthetic process. Bases 198 to 575 code for a protein of 125 amino acids. Gene Ontology annotation, molecular function: acyl carrier activity; acyl binding. The transcript is spliced from 3 exons. Lineage: Eukaryota; Viridiplantae; Streptophyta; Magnoliopsida; Lamiales; Lamiaceae. Gene Ontology annotation, cellular component: mitochondrion. The record is from RefSeq and is a predicted model, not a curated record.
GUAGUUAUUUCUUUUUAUAUAUCCGUUUAUCUUUUCCUUUGGAUCUGCAAGUAAGAUUGAUUUAAAUUUGAAUUCAUUUUUUAUUUUUGUGUUUGGGGUCUGGGGAGAGUUCAUCGCCGACGCAGUGUCAUUUUAGCGAACAGAUAGCAGGGCCGGACUUUUUAAGACAAGUCUCAAUUUUCUUAGGAAGUGAGAAAAUGCAAAAAUUGAGGAAUGCUAUUUUGAGCUACAUGAGAGUCGGGAUCCCUGUGAAAGGGCGCUAUGUUCAAAAAGGGCUGAAUGGACGUUGUGAGUUGCUGCGAGCAUGCAGCACGGCUGCAAAUAUAAACCAGGAUCAGAUAAUGGAUCGAGUUAUUGGGCUGGUGAAGAAAUUUGACAAAAUUGAUUCUGCUAAGGUUACAGAAGAUGCUGAUUUCCAAAAGGACUUGAGCCUCGAUAGCCUGGACAGAGUGGAACUCGUCAUGGCUUUUGAGGAAGAGUUCUCUAUCGAGAUACCUGAUGUGGAGGCGGAUAAGCUCAAAUCUUGCACGGAUGUUGCUAAGUAUGUUAAAUCGAAAGUCUCUGAAACUUCUUAACUAUUUGACACAGUUACUGGAACAAUCAUUUUCUUACUCAUGUCUUUCCUGAUUGAUACAUGGUGUUUUUUUUAUUCCUUUGCACCUUUGGAAUGAUGACUUGAACUGAAUUUCAUAGAUUAUGUAUUUGGAUUUAUGUCA